This is a messenger RNA of Babesia ovata, 12339 nucleotides long. Its product is annotated as non-specific serine threonine kinase. Gene Ontology annotation, molecular function: protein binding; transcription coregulator activity. Bases 1 to 12339 code for a protein of 4112 amino acids. Gene Ontology annotation, cellular component: SAGA complex; NuA4 histone acetyltransferase complex; nucleus. The record is from RefSeq and is a predicted model, not a curated record. Gene Ontology annotation, biological process: regulation of DNA-templated transcription; DNA repair. Lineage: Eukaryota; Apicomplexa; Aconoidasida; Piroplasmida; Babesiidae. The transcript is spliced from 4 exons.
AUGGCGUCUGAGUACGGCGCUGUCGCCUCGAUGCCCAGACCGGGCCACGCGGGCCAGGGGCCAGAGGAGUCUCCAAAAGAGCUGCAGGAGGUGACUUCCAGUGUCGUUCGCACCAUGGAGGAAGUACAGAGGAACCUUUGUAUGCAGGAAACCGUGCAAAGCGCCCGCCAACUCGUUCACCAGGCGUCGAGAUGCACGCCGAGAGAACGCGUGGUGAAGAUCAACGAACGCUUCCACGUCAUAAAGGACCUGAUAGAGUCACGCGUCUCAGACGAUGAGCUCAGGAUACAGACGUUGGAAUGUAUCGAGCAGAGCAUCAUGUGGGAGAGGCCUGCCGACAAUGUAGCGCGGGAGAUCGUGGAGCUAUGUUUCCACACCAUAGGUACGCAGAUCAGCCCCGGUCAAUACGAGGUUUGCCGGCGCAUAUUGGGCAAUCUGCUCGACGGUUCGCUGACAUGCGCGGCAUCCAGCUCGUUCGACUCAUUGCUGGGACUAUUCGCCAGGCUGAUAGAUAGUGUGCCCGUAGGCAACGGCGGGUCUGAGGGCAGCCCAAGUCAGCGUGGAUUCCACGAUGCGGCAGAGCGGACGUGGCGCAUGCAAAUGUUGUCUGGAGUGUUCGAUUUAUUGUUCAAGCAAAAAUCGCAAGCCAAGUACUUCACCAAACUCCUCCCCAGAAUAGAAAUGUUCUUCAAGAGCGCCAAAAUAGAGAACGACGAUUUCCACUAUGCAGUUGUCAAGGUCACAUGCCAAACGCUUAAAACGUGCUCCAAUGCAAUCGAAAUGAACGUAAAAGACGUCGAGUUGCUCACCAGGAAUGUGUUCAACGCUAUAGUGGCGCUCUUGCAGAAGGCGGAGUCCUACGACAGGCGCGCCUCGCUGAUGGCGUGCAUGGCCCUGCUCACCAGCAGCGGCCUCAACAAGGCCUUGCUUGCAGAAAUCACUGCGGGAGACCUGCUGUUCAGGUUGAACGAGGGCUGGCAGAACGAGGCGAUGGUGGGCAUCUGCAUCAUAUCGGUGUUCAUAGAGUGCCUACACCACAUGAAGGACGAGGACUUCACAGGCGUCGCCGACAACUGCCUCAGGCUGCACAACGCAUACUCAAGCACGGAUGACUACCACAUGCGCGAACGGCUCAUCACGUUUCUGCACGCUUUCACGAGGAGGCUGAGGAGCGCCUACGACGACAUCAACUAUAGCGACCUGCCCAUGUUCCAGGAUAUUGCAGCCGUGCUGUUCCACAAGGCGACACACGAAAUACAGGCACUCAAUGUGCCGGCGGUUAUGUGGAAUGACGCGAGUUACGUCAAGUUCGUUAAAGCGACCAUGCCUGCGCUCAUCAAGAUGGCGGUGAACUGCAUAGCGGCCUUAUCGGUGGCGGAACAGACUGACAAGCCAAAGCCAACCACGCCCAACAACACGCCCGUGCUCGGCGCGUCCGUACAGGAGGGUGCGGACAAGUCAACCACUGUUGUCAAAGUGGAAGAGGAGAAGCUAGCAUUAGGUUCAGCAGUUGAUGAGGAGCCGCAGAUGCCACCCAGCAAAAGGAAGCUGACGCAAAUAGAGUCGUUGGAGAUAUGCAAGAGUAUCUGCGCCAUAUUAAAUGCGGGUGCGACAGCGAGGUCCGUGAUGAUUGACAAAGAGAAGUCAGGGGGCCCAAAAGACCACCUGCUGGAUCAUAGGGAUAUCAAGAAGUUCAUUAAGAUGGCGCUGAAAAUGUUCGUGGGUGCAUUCAGGUCCACCGCGCUCAAGCAGUGGACUAAACUCUUGAUACCAGUUGUCUUUGUCAUGAGCCUGAAGGACAGAUUCAUCACCACUGUCCUGGACUGCUUCAAAAAGGGGUAUGUGGAAACCUUUGCACCGCACAUGCUCACCUUCAUCCUCCAAGUGCUCAAGAACCAGAACAAUGUGGUUGAGUAUGUCAAAAAUGUAGCUGCGUACAGUGAGGGGGUCAUCGGCCUUUUCUCGCUCAACGACUGGGAGCCACGCGCCAUUAACCUGGUGGAGGAAGACGCGGAGGCGAUCAUCGACCUCGCGCUGGCGAUCGCCAAACAUAUGUUCAAGUCGUUUGCGGACGUUCCAGAGGCUGUGACGGCCUGUCAAGCGGAAAUACGGUGCCUAACUACGGUUAUCUCCAGGCUCAGUGUCAAGCAAACGUACCCGUACAUAUCCGUGGCAACUGCCAUGUUCAAGGGCAUCAACAAACUCCAGGAGCACUCGGGUGCGCUGUUGGUUCUACGUGGGCCCAUUGAGACGAUCGUGCGCAAAGUCAUCAAAGGCGGGGCAAACGUGCAUCGGGACUGGCUGAAGCUCAUGAUGGCAGCCGUUUCCAGGGGGCCGUUCAAGCCGGAACUGGUGACCAUGUGCGCCAAGCCUGCGCUUUGCAUACUGAGGGACUUCAAGUGGGACAUGGUGCCUGACGUGCUGGAAAUGCUGGACUCGUGGGCGGAGAACUUGCCACCGGAUGAAUUUUACAACCUGGUGGCGCCAGUCACCAUAUACAAAACCUCGACUGUCAAGCCGCACUUUAUCCAGUGCCUGAGCACGUACCUGCAAGACCAAACGCUUCCCCGCUUCAGGCAAAAUGCCAAGAUCAUCAUGCACAUGUUCUCCAAAAUCGGAUCGUAUGCGACGAAAUAUACCAGGGACAUGCGUCUCAGGCACGACAUAAAGCAUGCCAUCGCCAUCCCAAUAGACAUGCAUCCAGUAGGAAAAGAUGAAGUUGACGAUGAGAUGUCGACUGACAUACCAAUGUUGCAACUCAGCUCGGAUGAUUCCACCUCAGGGAUGACCGAUUAUACCGCGGUGUCAGAUGAAAAAUCAGAUGCUACCCCAAAGACAAGCGGAGAUGCGAGUGACUUCGAAGGAAGCUAUUCAAGGUCAGGCUCGGGUGUGGAUGAUGUUUCUAUGGAUAACAAUGUGCCAAAUGCUAUUGGGCUCGGUAUUCCCGUAAUGGAUGGACUGAACAGUGUGAUUCGGCAGAUGUCCAAACCACAUGUCAGCCACACGGAAUUCGAGGGAGUUGCUGUGUUCGUCCAAAAUGCAACCGCCCCCAUGAUGGACUUUUCUGUGUCACUUGCGGAGUGUGGCCUGACACUGGCCAGCAAGGGAACCGGCAACCCACCUACUCGAGGGGAGAACACAAAGUACCUUACCAGUGAAACGACGAAAGAAUUUGUGUUUACCAUGAUGCAUGCAAUGGUUAAGGCUGGCGCUGUUGGCAAACGGUGUUUUGCGGAAUCACAGGUGUAUCGUGAGCUUGGCAUGUUGAUGAACACGCUCGUGAGGUAUAUCGUUAUCACGUCCGAAACCCACGCCCAGACCACUAUGGAUGUCUGCGUUGACCCCGUUUUAGUACUGCAGGGAGUUGCGGCCCGGAUUGUGGCCGUUCGCGAAGAAACGGAAUACAACUUUGGGAUGCCACGUGAAUACGUGGACCCCCUGGAAUUGGAGGUUGCCACAGAUUUCCUGAGGGAUGUGUUCACCGCGGCGCAAACCACACAGUGUAGCAAGCUCUGCGACACUAUUCUCACCAUGCUGUGCCUGGCGUGCAAUUCGCACGACGCCGACGAAAAAGUUGGUGCGUGUAUGGCACUGGUGAAAAUAUGUGAAGAUCAUCCAAGUGUUGUGCAACCUGUGGUGCUAGAUGUUGCCAACUCCGUUGCACAGCUCAGCGAUGGUGAUGCAGCAGCUAUACAAGCCAUGAGCAAAGCCCUUGAGGCGCUCCUCGUGGCCGACGAGGCUGCCAUGAUAAACUGGGCAGUCUCGUUGCUAGAACAUCCAGCGUGGUACCUCCGUUCAACUGGGCGUAUGUGCCUAAAGGUAGCGAAGAACACGGCAGAAGUUGCGGCUAAGAUGCAGAAAAUCAUCUCCAUUGCACGCAACUCGCAAAACCCAGAUGUACAGCUAUUCGUGGCGACUAUGGAAAAUGGUGACAUCUCCUUGCUACAAUCAGCUGUUGGGAACCUGCAGACCUAUGUUCAGUCUAUGAACGGCGGAGAGGAGGCAAACGCCACGUUUGGGGCACAGGUUGAUGCUUACAUUGAAGUGCUCGGGGUGUUACUGACUAGCGAAGAGUACGCUAAGGCGGCAGAGGAGCUGGAGGACACGUUCAACCUCAUCCUUGUCUGGUUCUUGAAGCUUAUGAUAACAGGAGGGCACGAUGUUGUGGAAAAGGUUAGAAAUGUGCUGAGCAACACCACUAACGCUAUCGUUCGCUCCAGAACACUCUCCAUGGCGCUGGAAGAGUAUAUUUUUCAACUGCAAACUAUCUUCGACGAGGGGCUGCUCGAAAGGAUACUGGACGUCAUCAAAACAUACAAAGAUGUGGUUGACGACGCACUCAGGGAAUCGCUUUUCAAUGUUGGCAAGGCCUUGAUAGAGGGCACGCUGAAUUCCUCCAUCAACGACGAGCACCAAAAUGCACAGUUCAUCGAUUACAUGAUUUUCAUAGCAAGCAUAGGUGCGGGCAGGUUAUGUGCGGAUGUCAUCUUCAACCAGUGGUUCAAUACAAUCGAUUGCAUCAGGAAGGGGGUUUUCAUACCCGGUUCGGUCGCUUACGGCAUAUGGCAGGUCCUCCACCACGACGGCGUUGUUUACAACCUGUUCAAUAACACGAUGAAGAUGGAGUGCCUGAGCUUCUUCUACUUUGUCAGCUGCAAGGCGGACGUAGACUACGUGCUUCGGAACGCUUAUGGUUCAUUGGAUUCUGGAAAUGACAUUUCGAAUCUCUUCUACGUAUCCCUGAUACACUGGCUUUGCAAAAUAAACGCCAAACAGGUUACGGAUUACAAGCACUUCAAGAAGCUAGUGGAUGCGAUGCUGCGUAUCGCCUGCAACAGCAACAAGCAACUUGACGACCUCCUCAGCCCACCCUUUGAACUCGAUAACGGCCGUUUGGUCCGGUGGAAGGUUGCUUAUGUGUGCGCAGCUGUGUUGAUCAAGGUGGUGCCAAUUCCAACUUUGCGUGAAAAAAUUAACGCAAUCAUGAGCGACAAGGAUGGCGAAGAAGAGAGAUCCCGACUUGACGAGUUCCUCUCCAACGGGUUCCUGGAAUGUUACAGAUCUGGAAGAAUCAGUUGCAUCGCCAACCCAGUCAUCGGGGGAAACAUAUUUGAAAUGCGCAAUUACCAGCUGAAACACCUUCUGGGGAUGCUUAGCAAAGAAACUCGAAGCGGAUUGGGAUCGGUCAUCGAGGAAAUUGUCGAAUUGUGUUGGCAAUCGUCAGAAGAUGGCGACGCAAUGGGGAAACUCCUUGCCAUAAUAUGCCUGUGCAAGUUAAUAGAAAUCAACGAUACGCCUCCGGUUGGUGCAGCAGCGGUGCUCAAAAGGUAUCUCGAUGUCAUGGCCAAAGAGGACGUUUAUGUCUUUUUGAAUACGCACCACACGAUACAGCUGAGAUGCUUUGGAGCUGGAGACGAUACUCCCUACACACUCAUGCAAGUGCUCAGACACUCCGCGUCGGUAUUGAUAAGGGUACUAUCAGGGAUUCUUGUGCCGGCUGAGUCCGGGAAGGCAGCUAAAGAUGCCAAUACAGCAAACAACUAUAGGCCGCUUCUGUGGAAAUGGUUGUUACUGAACAAGAUAAAAGAAAUCGAGGAGAAACCCAAGCUCAUGAUUCCGUUUAUGGCCGCCUUUGUCUUGCAUUUGCACGAGGAUGUCACUUUGUUCAACGAUGUCAUCAAGGAAGUCAUCAUGGUGGUGCACUCAGACAUUAAUGGGUCAUGCAACGUAAUACAGGGUGGGGCGUUGGACGCCUUUUUCGGAGCCGUUGCAGUGGCCGUGGAACAUGGGUUAGAUAUGGACAUCGAAGUUGUGCAGGAGGCUUGCAUAGAUGUGAUGGUGGCAUGCUUAUGUUCGGAUGACGUGGUUGUCGCUGAUGUGACACCCUACAUGACACUGGUGGUCGAUCUCCUUGUGAAGACGCAAAGGUACGAUCUGUUGAGCACUGCACUCAAGAAGGUCUCUAACACGAAUCAGAGCGGUGUCCGUUAUCUGUUCAACCAAUGCCAUUUGCGCGACAAUGACACUUUCUGCCUCCACCCAGGCGUAGGGGCUUCCUCCGAUAGCCCACGCGAAGUGCCCGAGGCUAGUAAAGCGAUGCGUACUAGCCGAAGUGACCAGUUGACUUAUAUCAAGGUCAGAAAUUUGACCAAGUGUGGCAUUGUGCUGAUGGAAAUGCUCGACCGCAUGCUGGAUCAGACAAUUCCACGCCCUACCUCAGCUGAUCACAUCACUGAGGCAUUGUCUUCGGUUUGGGGUUUGAAGAAUGCCAAAAUAGUUGGAUUUGUGGACUCGUGCAUUUAUAAAAUGUGUUGCCUAUUUAGAGAUGCGUUCAUGGGAAUCAAGCCGCCGAAAUCGGCACUUACACAGAAAGAGGAUUCAGAAAGCAAAACAGUCGUUGAUCACCAGCACGGUGUGGUGGGGGCUAAGGAGCAGUCGCAUAUGGUGGAUUCGCAGUCAGAAAUGAUAGAUGUAGCCAGUGCCACUAAACCGCCAGUCAAUUGUUUCCCGAUGUGGCUAGUGAGCAAAAUAGUGACAGAAAUGCAGGUAGCCAGGAAAGGCGCGCCCGAUAAAUUGGAAACUGAAGAAGAGGAUGCAGGGCCUCAUGUGGAAUGUCAUUAUCUGCAGACAACAGCCGUUGAUUACGUUCACAGCCCCAAAUCGCAGUCAACUAGUGGCAAGGAUUCCCCCAAUUAUCUGUCGUCAUUUUCACGAAGCGAGUCUACGAACUUACAUGAUUCGUGGGCGGAUGACAGAAUAGCGUCUGUCUGUGAUAUGGGAUCGAGCUUUUCUAACGCUAUCAGAUCGUUGGUGUCGUUGAUCACGGUGCUGAGCACAGAUCGCGGCCUUUUGCAACAAGCCAUCAAGUGUGUUAUGCCAGAGUUUGUUGAAACACUACACUACACCCUGUCACAUCUCGAGGACAUGGAAGAAUUUGCUCUUGGAAGGCUCCGGGUGUACAACAACGUGUACUCCAUACCCCACGACGCACCGCAAUCGGAGGAGCCGGCUGUCAGUGACGCCAAUGAGAGCCGGAGAAUGGAGAAUCUCGUAAACACCGCAAUCUGGUCCAUUUCCAUCGUGGAUUCUGCUGUGAAGCAGAAAAUACGUGAGAUUGCCGCGUUUUUCUCAGAAACACUUGGCCACCCUUUCAACCAUGCACUGAUGAAGGCGGCAAAGGAAAUGUCAGAGCAAACGCCUGCAAAUGAUACGGCUUUUGAUGACGCGUGGCGUUCAGAAGGCACUCCAACUUCCAGAAGUGCUCCAUGCACGCCCAAAUCCCGUGGGUCAGGGCGUGAAAAGUCGAUGGAUCGAUACGCGACCAAAAUUGCUAGGGGUUCCAGCCGCAAGAUUGCCAAGUUCCAGGACGAGAGCCCCAAGGUAACAAGCAGAUUUCGAAAAACGGAUUCCAAGGGUGAAACUCCUGGCGAUGCUCCCGAAGCCGCCAGUUCGACUCCGACGGCCUUUGCGAAAGGUGCGAUAGCGCUAUGCAGAUUCACUGUGUCAUCCCGAGAUAACGUAAAGCAGAUAGAGCUCAGAAACUGGAUGAAGGGUACGCAAAAGGCGUAUCCCAAACAGCUGUUGGAAAAGGGUGAUCAUAGCCAUGUCGGUACAGUAUAUCAAGAAUUGGGGACGCAUGAGAAACGGAAUCUGUUCACCUCUGUCGCAUAUGACUCUGUGCUUGCCAAACUAAAGCACUUGUACGGCGAUAGCAACCUCAAAGAGAUCUUGGAUCUGGAAUUUGUUUAUGCCUUACGCCAUCUGGCCCACCAUGAGACGCUCUCUGGAACCUAUUACGAGACCAUGCUCACAUGUCUGGAUCGACCGCAAUGUGAUGAUCUUGACGUUAGAAAGCAGAUGUUGGCAUACUUGCUGUGCUUAGAAAACAAGCGUGAUGAGUUAAGCGAAAUUUUCGACGAGCUUGACAUCCCCAACGACCUCUACUCCAUCGUCAAGUACCUGCUGUCGUCGGAAAUUGGUGGCAACAGGGACAACGAGUACUACAUACCGCUGUACCUCGACCUCAUAUUCACGUUGUCGUUGGACAGCUGGGGGCUAUCAUUCUCGGAGGAAUACCCGGUGCUACCCACCCUGUUACCCAGGGACAGAAACAUACAUAUGACCCAAAUGGAACUCGUAUGCUCGGAGGAACACAGGGACACAUUUAAAAGCAAUCUUGCGUUGCUGAGGGAAUUCAGGCGGAUGGCUGCAGUUACACCUAAAAUGGAAGUAAAUAAACCGGAGCCAAAACCGCUUUCAUUCCCAGUAGUCGAAAACCGGCUGGAGGUGUAUAACUCCCUGCUGGGGAAAAUGCAUGAGUACUACACCCUGUACUUCGAAAGUGUUUCCUCUAUGCGGCGCUUUAAAACCUGCCUGAGGAUUAUGUGGCACUCUGACGAGGAGUUUGCCUCGCGGUUGUGGACGACCGUAUUCCCUCAAAUAUACGACACCUUCACUUCCUUCCAGCAAGAAGACGUGGGUAAAGAUGUCUGUCGGUAUCUGUGCCGCGAGGAGCAUCUUUACAGCAGUGGCAAUACGUGCAUAACCGUACUGCAGGGCGCCAUUAGCUGCUACCCUCCCAUCAACAUACCGCCUGAAGUGCUCAAGUAUCUGGCUGUCACCAAGGGUUCGUGGCACGAGGCGCUCUACCACCUGGAAAAGCAGCUUCUAUCACAACCUCUGGAUAUCACCAGGAUGGCGACGGUAUUGUCGGACCUGUAUGAUCGCCUCAACAUGAACGACAUGACUAUAGGGGCCUACCGCACAUGGGUGAUUACGCAAGAGACGCGCCUGGCGAUUUGCUUCCUGCAACACGCGAAGUGGAAGCAGGCGCAGCGUGAAUUCAACUCCAUUAUGGAAUCAUUGGCUGUGACGGGGCAAACGGCGGAGGCUGUGUCGAGCUUUGACGAGUCGAAAAUAUGGUACAGCGGCUGGGUACAGGCAAGCAAGCAACUGGGUGAAUGGGACCUGCUUCGGGAUGUAUCAUUCGUUGCGGGAGACCAGAAACUAUUCAUGGAGUCCAGCAGCGCAUUGCAGGAGUGGGGGGAAAUUCUGCCGGAGGACGGUCUGGACAACGUAAGCAGGAUAUUCGCGUUGGAUAACGCCGAAUGUGCGAUCAAUAAAGUAUACCAACAGCUGCAGACUGACAUCCUGCCACUCAGGGAAGUUGAUCAUGGAAUCACGCCAACAUUCACGUUGAAUUGUGCACGCAAGGCCGAUAAAAUGGUAAAAUACGGCAAAAGUAAGCUCCUAGAUUCGUGGCUGCUCCUGCCCAAGGGACUUUGUGAGGCCCACAGGGUGCCCAUGAGGCAGCACCAGCGCUUCGUUGAAGUUGAAGAGGGUAUGAAAUAUCUGACGGAUAUUAUGAGGAAUGUGCACGCGGGUAAGGUGCCAGAGUCUGUACCCAUAGUCUCAAAGUGGCGUAAGCGGCUGCCCUUGGCAUGCGAUAUGCCGUCCGUGUGGCAUGAAAUGUUGGCAUGGAGAACAUUCAUAUUCUCAACUGUGAAGUCUAUUGUGGCAAACAGUCACACUGUGCCGAAGGAUGCCAAGUUAGCUGCGAUGCUGAAUCUGCAGGACCUCCAGUGGACACUAACGAAGUUCGCCUCCGUAACACGCAAAUCACACCAACUGCCGCUGGUGGCGGCUGUCAUACUGAACAAGGCGCACAAAUUCCAUAAGAGUAUACUGGAGCAAAGCAAUCUGGUAACCGAGGACUGCCUGGUGAUCAUGAUUGAGCGCAUAAAGCAGUACGUCUCCAUACCUGUCAAUGUACAUGAUAUGCUAAAGGGGGUUGUUACGGUAGAUCUUGAUCUUGUGCCGGGAUCGGGUUGUGAAACUCUCAAGUCGCACGUUAUCAGACUUCUGGCAGACGCAAUCAAUCGUAAGGCAGCUUUAGAAAUACCGAAGAGGCCGACUCAUGUAGAGAACGAACUCGCAUCCAACUUCAUGAUGGACGCCCUAAAGCUUGAACCCAUGCUCUCUAAAAAUUGGAUAGCGUGGGCAAAGUACAACGAUAAGCGCAUCGAUCGCUCGGCUGUGCAACAAUGGAAGUCAGGUGAAGGGACCUUCCCCUCAGAAUUUUAUGAGAACGCCAUCAUGGGAUAUCUGACAGCUAUAUCGAUACGCCCACACCACCACUGGCUGCUGAUAGGGCGCGUACUCACGCUCCUCAAUGAAAUGAAGUUCAUAGCAAUGAAUAAGUCGUGUAUCGAGACAUUCAAGAAAUACAGCGAGCGUGUUCCAGUAUUGGUGUGGUUGUCGUGGCUGCCGCAGCUCAUCUCGGGCCUCAAUAGGCUGGAUGAUGGAGAAAUGCAGCACGUCCUACAGUUGCUUAUGAAUAGACUGCCUCAACAGGUGUUUUAUGCUCUCAGGUGUGAAUACUUCGCUCAAAAUUCGAACGGAGAUAGCGAAAACGGAGCCGAGCUGACUGAGCCAGCAACCAUGAAACGGAUCCUGAGCAACCUCAUUGCAUCAAACCCAAAUGUGGGAACAAUGCUGGAAUCAUUCGCGGCCACUGUGACGCAAAUCGGUAGACCCGACUUCGUCGACGAGGUGCUGUCUGCCACGGAAACCGUGUUCGAGGAGUGCCUCGACCUACCGUUCAACGAAAAGGUGCCUCCGCAUGUUUUCAAUUACCUGGCCCUGAAAAUGCCACACCGAUCGUCGCUGUUGAACGAAACAGGAGACCCGGACUCUCAAAUGGCGCAAAUGAUGAAACAAUUUGACAAGGAGUUCAGCGAGGCCAGCACUAAAAUGAAGUGCAGUGAGACCAUGAACUUGUUGAUCGAUUGGAUGACGAAGCUGAGCGAGCUCUCCAAGACAUCGCAAAGCGAUAUUCUGCAGCAGCAAAUGAAUCACAUGAAGGUACACCAGUUCUGCCAACACCUGCAAAUGCUAGACAUGGAGCUGCAGCUGCCAACAAUACGGCCCACCCUAACUUUGCUGUACCCCAAACAGCGGGAUAGCAUAGGGGAAUGCAUGAAUGUAGUGGCGUUAUUGCCUAAGGUGAAGAAACGUCGGAGGGGUAUGCAUAUCGUGAAGUCUAUCUCUAUGCUUGCGCAAAAUGGGCAGGUGUACGUAUACACCGUACAGCCUCUGACGCUUCUGAGGCAAAAGUCGGACCAACAUAUCAGCCAGAUGUUGAAACUGUUCAACCACUACGCCUUGAAGUACAACGAAACGCGCAGAAGGGAUGCCGUCAUGCCGGUUGUAAACGUGGUGUCCCUCGACCCUUACCUUUGCCUUUACGAAGAGGACGAGCACGAUGAAACGCUCUCGGAGAUCUUUUCAGCGGCGGUGUCGUACCGGAACAUCGUCAAAGAACGUCCUGAGUUUAAGAAAAUGAUUAACAUGCACCCAUCGAUGUACCGGGAGACAAACGUUUUGCUGCUGGUGCUACAUAAGAUGAAGAUGGAGACAGGAGUGACGCAGCAACUGGUGCAACGCUGGAGGCAAUUCAACGCAGAGUGCGAUGAUAACCUCGGCUUCACGCAAGUGUAUCAAAUGUUCAAAGACAGGCAGUACCCGUGGUUCACCGCAUGGUACAAAAAAAUACAUCAAGACGUUCUCAUGGAGGCAUACAGCGAUCUGUGCUCCCUCGUACCUGAUGACAUUCUCCUCAAGUACGCAAUGAGCCGGUUCGACAACUACCAAGAUUUCAUGACUCUAAGGCAAAGGUUCACCAGCAACUACGCGAUACAGGCGCUACUCGGGCUCAUGUUCGUAGCACCGUACGCCACGCCAUGCAAACUGAGCAUGAACUUCAGCACCGGGGGGUUCAAGCUGCUGGAUUUCAGACUCAACUACUCGCGAGAAAUAUUCGUGGAGUACUCCAAGCUGCGAGUUUUCAGAUUUACUCGCAACAUUAAAACCAUGAUCGGACCAGUCUGCCGCAUGGGAAUCAUGCCGGCGGUCAUGUACGCCAUCUGCGCCGCCAUACACACGUACAAGAUCGACAUCUUGGGAUGUCUGAGCGCCAUACUCAGCGACGAUUUCGGCAUAUUCCAUUCCGGCCCCAACUCGCCGUACGCCAAAGCUGACGGCCAGGGAAACCAAGCAUCCAGUCAGGGAUCCAACGGCGAAUCGAAGGCCGUUACACCGAACAUUACCCCCAACCGCGAAAUCAACCAACUGGACGAGUACAUCGGGCGCGUGCUCAACUACUGCUCCUACCUCAGGUCGCCCACGGACCAGGAGCAGUGCAACAUGCCCAUCAACAACAUCAUAACGUGCAUCAUCGACGCGUCCGCCGACUCCAGCACGCUAGACGGGGUGCGCCCCGUGUUGGAGUUCCCACCAUUCAGGUCACUGUACAGCACCAAAUCAUAUCCAUCGGCGUGA